CCGCUGGCUCCUUCCGUACUCCAAGUGCGUGCAUCGGCGCCCCGCUUACACACUUUUCCCCGCGAAGUCUCUGCUCGGCCGGGUCUUCCGUUACGCAAACCGCGUACGUCCAGACCACCCACCUGUGGCAACGCUACAACUACCAUCCCCUCCUCGCAGCCACCGAGGCCUCAGCGCGUGCCGCCCCGGCGGGGGGAAGGGCUCCAGGUUAGUCCUGCAUCCUGCGAGGCGCCAGCCCGCUUCCCCCGCCUCCGCCCCACACACGCCCUCCGCCCGCGGCCCAGGGAGACGCUGUGCUGCCACCUCGCGUGAAGCCGAGCGCGAGUGGGGCUCGGGGCCCUCGCGUCCCGCCGCCGAAGUAGGUGCCACGAGUGGCAGCUCCGCAGCCCGGAGGACCCGCAGCACAGGCAGAGGGGCCAAGCAGGCCUCUGCCUCGCACUCCCUGCGCUUGCGGCCGAGGGCAGCGCUCCACGUGCAGUGAGCUCCUGAGGAUAAGUGCGAGGGGGACGCCCGCUGCUGCACAGCCCGCGAGGCGACGCCUGGCCGGAGGUACCUUCACCAGCCUGCAGACGCGCGUGAGGGGGACGAGCGGACCGCCGUGUUACACCAGCGGUGGCGUGCAGUUGCGGCAGCUUCUAAAGCCUGACAGGUAUCUGAAGAGACACAGAGCGGCAGUGGAGGAUCAGCGCGGUCUGUGAGGACAAGCGUCACAGGAGCUUGGGGCUGUUGUGUUGUCUCAGAGGCCAGCUGCCUAAGUGGUCCCACUCACACCUGUGAGGAGGACCUCGGCCACUGAGUGGCAAGCGACAACCAAAACCAGGUUGAGUACGUUAAGCCUCUGAAGAAGCCUGACUGAAGGUAACUAACUGGCUCUGCGGCGUUGAGAACAAGCGCAAAGGCGAGUCUGGUGUGUCGGCUUUUACAAGUUAUACAGGAUAGGUAAAAAGAAGAUGUCAGGUCGUCGUGUUGCUGCAGCAUGUGAUAGACGACAGCUCCCACGGGGCAUGGGUAGCAUGGCAUCCCCUCUCCUUGACCCACGUCCACUUCGACUACCAUUUCUUGAGGCUGACAGUCGCCUCCAAUCGAUUUGCGGGCGCUCGAUGCAGCAGCCUUCGCGAAGGAGCAUUCUUCGGUCUCGGCCGCCGCCGCCACCUCCUCCCCUGCCGCCGCCGCCAAUCGAUGCGCUCAGGGCUCCGGUCGCCAUUUUAGGGGGAGAGCGAGGGAGGCAGAAGGAAGGGUCGGCCCCUCCAAGGCAUUCCUUGCUAACGAUGUAUAGAACAAAAGUUAGCUUGAAAGAUCGUCAGCAACUUUAUAAACUAAUCAUUAGUCAACUGCUAUAUGAUGGGUACAUAAAUAUUGCAAAUGGCUUGAUAAAUGAGAUAAAACCACAAUCAGUCUGUGCACCAUCUGAGCAACUGCUGCACCUAAUUAAAUUAGGAAUGGAGAACGAUGACAGUGCUGUUCAGUAUGCAAUUGGCCGAUCAGAUACAGUAGCUCCAGGCACAGGAAUUGACUUAGAAUUUGAUGCGGAUGUACAAACCAUGUCUCCUGAGGCUUCUGAAUAUGAAACUUGUUAUGUCACAUCUCAUAAAGGACCAUGUCGUGUAGCUACAUAUAGCAGAGAUGGACAGUUAAUAGCCACAGGAUCUGCUGAUGCCUCAAUAAAAAUUCUUGAUACGGAGAGAAUGUUGGCCAAAAGUGCUAUGCCUAUUGAGGUCAUGAUGAAUGAGACAGCACAGCAGAACAUGGAAAAUCACCCCGUUAUUCGGACUUUAUAUGAUCAUGUGGAUGAAGUUACAUGUUUAGCUUUUCAUCCAACAGAACAGAUUCUAGCAUCUGGUUCAAGGGACUACACACUUAAAUUGUUUGAUUAUUCAAAACCUUCUGCCAAAAGAGCCUUCAAAUAUAUACAGGAGGCAGAGAUGUUACGCUCUAUCUCUUUUCAUCCUUCUGGAGAUUUCAUACUUGUUGGUACCCAGCACCCUACCUUACGCCUUUAUGAUAUCAAUACUUUCCAGUGUUUUGUGUCUUGCAAUCCUCAAGAUCAGCAUACUGAUGCUAUAUGUUCAGUAAAUUACAAUGCCAGUGCAAACAUGUAUGUGACAGGAAGUAAGGAUGGAUGCAUCAAACUGUGGGAUGGUGUUUCAAACCGCUGUAUCACUACUUUUGAGAAGGCACAUGAUGGAGCUGAAGUCUGUUCUGCUAUUUUUUCCAAAAAUUCAAAGUAUAUCUUGUCAAGUGGAAAAGACUCUGUAGCUAAACUAUGGGAGAUAUCCACUGGUCGAACACUGGUCAAAUACACAGGAGCUGGUUUGAGUGGACGGCAAGUACACAGAACACAGGCUGUCUUCAACCAUACAGAGGACUAUGUACUGCUUCCGGAUGAAAGGACCAUAAGUCUCUGCUGCUGGGAUUCAAGAACUGCUGAACGGAGAAAUCUUCUUUCGCUCGGACAUAACAGCAUUGUCCGCUGUAUUGUUCAUUCUCCUACCAAUCCUGGUUUCAUGACUUGCAGUGAUGACUACAGAGCUAGAUUUUGGUACAGAAGGUCAACCACAGACUAAAGACAGCUUUAUAAAACAGUGAUAUCCAGACUCAUUUUAUCAUCUUGUAUUGAUUGUACCACCAACAGAUGCCUAGAUGAGAUGCUGUGUCUGUUCUUAAUUCUGUCAAACGCGGCAGAAAAAUACCAGAAUACUGAGACUUAAGUUUUUGCCCCACACUAAUUUUUUUAUUAGUGUAUGUGUGGCAUUAAUUUUGUAAGUCAUCUCUAACUGUACUCAAGGUGGGGGGGGAAUAAAGUGAUCCUUGCAAGAAGGAUUAAGCUUGUUCUCCUGUCUCUAAAUCCUACGAAAGAUAAUGUGACUAAAUCUUGCUGAAACUGGGCAGAACGAGCCAGUUUUGCUCUGCAUUGUAUCUGUGCAAUCCCACUGGAGUCUGUUUAAAGAAUGGAUUACACAAGUAACAGCAGAACUUGGCAAAUACUUUAAUGAAGCCUUAAGCUGCCUUCAGUUCUGAUUCAUGCUUUGUAAAGCUGUGUUUUGUAUCUUUUUAAUCUGUUUUUUGUGGGUCUUUUUUGUUUUUGUUUGUUUUUUUUUUAAUUGGCCAAGUGGACCUUCAAUUCUGAGCCAGUCUUGUGCCAUAAGAAUUUGAAACACAAUUUUAAAUUGUUUAGAUGAAUUCAAGAAAUGGUGUUCUAGUUCUGAUAUUAAAGCUCAGACUUGAAAUCUUGUCUUUCAUUUUAAUUUAUCUUAACAAGUAUGACUUGAAAGGAAGCUCGUGGUAUUUUCAAUGAAUAUCCACACCACAACUGCAAAAGGUUUAUGUGGCAGUUCUGCACCAUGUGAACAUGAGGAGAAUGACUUUGCCAUAGAAACCUGUAGAACCCUCUCAAAGAAAGAAAUUGUUGCGCAUACUGAUUUUUUUUUGUAUGUGUGCCUCAAAUAUCAAUUGCGUUUAUUUAAAAAUUUUUAUUCUGUAGUUGUUGUGUUACACAGCACUUGAAUGACAUUCUUUUUUAAUUCAAAAAAAAUCAAAUAAUUCUACUUAUUUCUAGUAGUACAAGUUUCGCAGUCAUCAUGUUCAACAGAUUUACAGAUUAUUAAGAUAUUCUGUACUUAAACCUUCUGUAAACUUGAAAAUUCACAACUUCUUACAGAAUAUCUGACCUGUGCAAGGCUUUAAAUACGUUAUUUCAAGCUUUCUGUCUACAGCUCCAGUGAUACAAUACUCUUGAGCCUCGUGGUUGGGAAGCUUUCUUUAGUCAUAGUCUCGGCACUUGCUUUUGUUAGGAUUUUCAAAUAUUAGAUUGUUCUUACUGCUGAAUUAACUUUCAGUUACCACUGAUGAAGUAUCUUGUCAACGGCUGAAGAGGGUACAGGUUUUGUCUGUGUUUAAAUAAAAGUUACCUUUUGAAAAUUCAUUUAUAUUAA
Molecule: messenger RNA, 3932 nt
Organism: Rhea pennata
Lineage: Eukaryota; Metazoa; Chordata; Aves; Rheiformes; Rheidae
Gene: CSTF1
Product: cleavage stimulation factor subunit 1
Exons: 7
Coding region: 951-2564 (537 amino acids)
Biological process (GO): mRNA 3'-end processing
Cellular component (GO): mRNA cleavage stimulating factor complex
Molecular function (GO): RNA binding; protein binding
Source: RefSeq, a predicted model, not a curated record